AUGACUUACGGCGCCAAAAUCGAAUCCGACGUCAACGCAAUGGAUGCUUCCACCGCAGCUCGAAUCAAACAGUUCGUCAAGUUGCGCCGUCGAGCGAAAAAGACUGUACAAGGCGUUCUUGCCGAGUUCAACACCUUGGGCGAUCUGUCGGUUGCUGAACCGCCAUCCAACACAACCAAUCACCGCACAACUGUACUGAAAACUCGUGCUGUCCGUGACCUCGUGAGGACAUUCAUCCGUGACCGCUCUGUAACCCGUACCCGGACGGUCGGGAAGGACGUGUUAGCCCUGCUCCAAGAACACAAUGUCGUGUCGGUCGAUGUCAGCUGCAAGAAGAGCUAUGGGUCCUGCCUUCGCGCAGUGCAGUCAUACCUGGCCAAGCAAGGAUAUGCGAGGGGGAAGCGUGUGGGUGCCACCGAGUAUCGCAAUGAGCAAGGCGCAUGA
Molecule: messenger RNA, 444 nt
Organism: Aphanomyces astaci
Lineage: Eukaryota; Oomycota; Saprolegniomycetes; Saprolegniales; Verrucalvaceae
Exons: 2
Coding region: 1-444 (147 amino acids)
Source: RefSeq, a predicted model, not a curated record